This is a messenger RNA of Canis lupus familiaris (dog), 940 nucleotides long. RefSeq lists its product as uncharacterized. The transcript has 5 exons. The coding region runs from base 1 to 777 and encodes 258 amino acids. The record is from RefSeq and is a predicted model, not a curated record. Lineage: Eukaryota; Metazoa; Chordata; Mammalia; Carnivora; Canidae.
AUGGCCGCUGCGGCCGCCAUGUGCUGCCGCCUCCCAGGGCCAUGGCGGGAGGGACCUGCGCCGUGCGCCGCUCGAGGCCCGGGCCAGGCUGAGGCGGCCUCGCGCGGGCGGCGGCGGCGGGCGGGAGACCACAUCCCUGGGGUCCCGACACCCCAAAAAGGCUGGGUGCAGUCCCCGAAGCCGCUCAGCCCGAGGUGGGACACGUGCCACGGCCCGGGCACCUGGGAGGGAGGAGCAGCCGAGGGCAGUGUCCGGGUGGAGAGAGGACUCAGGUGGUUGCACCGCUGCGUGUCCUGCGGGAAACCUCUCCGGAGGAGCAGGCCCAGACAGCAGGUGCAGAGCAGAUGGAGCCCGCCCCAUGCCGGCUUCAAGAAGCCCCCAUACUCUCUGUCCCUGAAAAGUUCCUUUUGGCAGAAUCAUGGGACGUGUUGGCAGCACCUUCCUGACACGUUUGAUCAACUAGCCUUGACUGGGUCCCUCUGGCUGCACAUCCGAGCAUCUGCAGUGCAGCAGUGCUGGCCUGCAACAAUCGACAAUCGGCUACCUCUUCAACAACCCUAUUUAUGUUGGAUUUCAAUUCCCGCUUUCAUUGGUCCACUUGGUAAACUGUCAUGUGGCUUUAUCAACGGAGACAAGGAGGCAACACAACUACAUACUUCGCUGUCUGUGCAUAAACUGAGAUAUGCUGUGACCAUCAGUCACCAGCAGGCUCGGCAAGAAGCAACAUCACUGGUCAUUGAGCAUGAUGCCAUCUGCCCCCAGGGACUGGGGAACUGAGUGUCAUCAAAAACCGACCUCCAGGGGAUCCCUGGGUGGCUCAGCGGUUUGAUGCCUGCCUUUGGCCCAGGGCAUGAUUCUAGAGUCCCGGGAUCAAGUCCUGUGUCGGGCUCCCGGCAUGGAGCCUGCUUCACCCUCUACCUGUGUCUCUGCCUCUCUCUCU